AUGCGCUGCUCGGGUGGACUGCUCUUCAAGGGUCUGGUACUCUUGCUUCUCUCCCUCACAGCUCUCGGCUUUGACUUCUCGUUCACUUCACCUACUUCCUGCGACAACCUCAACAUCUCAUGGUCAGGUGGGACGGGACCCUUCUCGCUACUUAUCACGCCGGCUUUCUAUGUUCCUCAGAACAUAUCCAUUCCAGAUUCAGCAUUCGAUCCGAGCUCAGGCAAUGGUCUCUUCUCAGUGCAGCUCAAGCUCCCUCCAGGACGCCAGGUUCUUCUCACAAUGUCUGAUUCAACGGGCUUUGAGGCAGGGGGGACGUCCGAUAUCUUGACUGUUGGCUCGUCCGUUAGCGGCACAAAUUGUACCUUGGCUGAUGCCACGCCGGAUUUUUUCUUCGAGCUGAAUUCGGCUCUGCAGCAGUGCCGGACAUUCACAUUUAGCGGAUACGAUAAUGCGACACAGCCUGUUACAAUUCUGGGUUUGAUUCCUCUUGGGCAAUCGUUCAGACUUCAUCCUCCACGAGGACCGUCGACCUUUGACUGGAUAGCCGAUGUUUCAAACGGAACUACCAUCACGUUCAUUAUGACUGAUGCCUUGGGUAGGCAAGGAGGAAGUUCUGACCUCAGGACGGUUGGCAUAAGCGAUGAUUCCUCGUGCAUUAGUGCCUCAUCGCCUCAUUCGACUGCACAAGCGUCGUCAACGUUAUCAGGUGGAGCGCAACCGACGCAAGCUGUCGAUACGCACUCGGGUUCCAAUACUGGCACCAUCGCUGGUGCGACUGUAGGCGGGCUUGCAGUUGUCUCCCUCGCGCUUCUCGUGUCGUUUUGCUGUCUACGACGACGAAAACAAGCGAAGGAUGACCUUCCGGGCCCUCAUCGACCACCGAUUGCUUUCAUUGGUAGCCGGUCAUCACGCAUCUCGCGUGUUCGUAGCUCGCUCAUUCCGUCUGGCGGUCGCGCACGACGCGCACACUCUUCAUUUGACCUUCUCCCACCAGCUGCAAUGCACGAGUCGUCCAUGCGUAAUUCGCCUCUUCAUCAAUCGGUAUUACCUGUUGCCGAGGAUGAUUACAUACUAAGCCCGUAUAUCCUUCCAUCUGAUACUGAAGCUGUUGAUGGUCACUCUGGACGAUACUCCGAGUCUUACCCGCGGGCUCCGCCUCGCUCAGUACCACAUUCUCCGAUUGGUGGUGCUAUAGGUUACGCUCAGUCACAUAGCCGAUCGCAUUCCCGUUCAGAAAGUGAUGGUCAUUUAAGUCCAAGCUCCCCAUUCUCCAGUCCUUACUCCCAAGCCCAUAUGAGGAGUCCUUCCGUUCCAAGUUCCCCUACGUCUCCUGGUGUCACUUCACCGAAGGGAUCAGUAAGAAGUCCCCAUCGCCUAACGCCUCGCUUCAUCCUGCACACGGAUGCAGAGGAUAUGGGCAAUUCAGAAGGAGAAGAGGCCGAUGUAGUCGAGCUUCCUCCGCAAUAUACGGACCGAAGAGAAUCCAAUACGAAGCUGGAUGACCACGUCAAGAGAUCCGAUCGCUCACCCAGCUGA
This is a messenger RNA of Fomitiporia mediterranea MF3/22, 1536 nucleotides long. RefSeq lists its product as uncharacterized. Bases 1 to 1536 code for a protein of 511 amino acids. The transcript is spliced from 8 exons. NCBI's taxonomy places the organism in Eukaryota, Fungi, Basidiomycota, Agaricomycetes, Hymenochaetales, Hymenochaetaceae. The record is from RefSeq and is a predicted model, not a curated record.